AUGCAUGUUAAUGAUCAUACCACACUCCUACCGUCUGAGCUCCUGCAUACCAUAUUUGCUCUUCUGCCUGGGCGGCAUCAUACCCUAACUUUGCUGCGCAAAGUACCGUCUUGGAUAUCUGUCUCACAUGUAUGCCGGAGAUGGCGUGGCAUUGCGCUGAAGUGCCGUGCGCUCUGGACGCGUUCGCCUUUUCCCAACCUGGCAUGGGCGGAGGAGGCUAUUGUCCGCUCCUCCCCAGCGCUCCUCGAUGUCUUCCUUGAUGCGGCAUUCCACUCGGAAGCUCUCGCGGAACUUGCACUUCGCGAUCUUUCUCGUAUCGGCACGCUUCAUCUAUCACUGGCCGCUAUGUCGCUCUCAGGACAACUCCCGGUGGUGAUCGCAAACGCGAAGACCGAAAGCUAUAUCCUCCCAGCUUGCGGGCGAGGUCCGAUGCAAAACCUCGAAGAGUUGGAGAUAGUGGCCGUGAACGAUCACGACGGGUUGACUCGCGAGCUUCUGAGGAUACCUGCGGCGAUCCUUGGCGGGACUGUGCCUACCCGCCUCCGCCGACUUACACUGGAAGGGUGUGCAUUGCCCACGAGGUCCUGUCUCCUACGUGCUCAGCUCACAUUCCUCACUUUGUCGAGCUCGAAAGCAUGGACGGACCUUGAUGAAAUGAGAAGCUCACUCAUGUGCAUGCCACAUCUUGAAACCCUCAUCAUACGCGUCGACUGUGUCAUAGGAACGAAGCCCGAUGUCAUUAUAGAUAUCGAGCACCCUCGAAUCGACCUCGAGAGGAUGCGCGUCCUAGAUCUCUGGAGCUCUUGUCUGGAUGAUGCAUGCCUGCUCCUGGACAAUGUGCGCAUCAAUAUGGACGCGUCGAUUACGAUCGUCUCGAGGGACAGCCUUGGCGCCUCCGUGCGCAGCGUAAAGCACAUUGCUGCUACCAUACAAGACCUCAUGGACACACGUCGUGGCGGUCACGUUGUCUAUGGUCAUGCCACUGUCUCCAUUCCUGGCCCGUGGUUCACCUACGCAGGGAUACAGAAUCCCCAGGUACUACUUGCAUCGGAGCAAGCGGGAACCAUCCGCAUCGGACGAGAUAUUUAUCACAAAGGUGGUCUAAGCAUAACAGUCGCACAGAGUGAAGACGACGGUUCUGCGAACUAUGGCCGAUUCCGAGACCUGUUGCGUCUGCCGGCGAUAUCAACAUGCAGGAUGCUCACGGUCCGCGACUUGGAGGAUCUCUCUUCCCCUGCGUACUGGAUUGAUCUUUUCCUGGACUUCAACCAAGUCAUUGAGCUUGACCUCAUUCGGAGAGCAUCCUUAUCGUUCUCAACCUUUAUGAACAGCACAGACUAUUUCCCUCUCCUGCGGAUACUCUGGAUAUCUGAGGUCAGCAUCACGAAACGAGAGGAAGACAUGCCCGGUUUUGAUCGCAGUCUGCGCGAGGGUAUACUCAAGCGGGUAGCUUCUGGGAAGCUGAAGAAGAUCCGGAUUUUUCGGUGCGACGUCGCGGCGGAAUAUGUUCGCCAGCUGACCGAACAAGUUGGUGAUGGGAUGAUUGAAUGGGACGGGCACGAAUGGGGGUGGCAGGAAGCACAACGCUUGGAUACGGAGUCGAGCUCAAUCGAUGAGUUCAGCUCGAAUAGCUCGGACGAAUCAUCCGAGGAUGCCUGA
Messenger RNA from Peniophora sp. CBMAI 1063, 1659 nucleotides. The record is from the annotation of a GenBank genome assembly. NCBI's taxonomy places the organism in Eukaryota, Fungi, Basidiomycota, Agaricomycetes, Russulales, Peniophoraceae.